Molecule: messenger RNA, 1173 nt
Organism: Ambispora leptoticha
Lineage: Eukaryota; Fungi; Glomeromycota; Glomeromycetes; Archaeosporales; Ambisporaceae
Source: the annotation of a GenBank genome assembly
AUGGAUGAACUUCUUAUAGUAUAUCAUUUAGAAAAUGCACAGCAAUUUUGGGCUGAACUUGAGGACAUACUCACAAGAGGAGAACAAACUGUCGAAGCUGCAAAAACUUGCUUAGAUGAAUAUAUUGGGUUUCUUUCAACGUUUCAAGAUGAAUAUCUUGAGACCGAGUCUGAUUUAGCUAUUUGUUGCUUCAAGUUAUUUGACUCUCGCAUGUACGCAAAUAAUUCAGAGAUAUUGUUAGAACGGAUAAUUGAUCGAGCUGCAUUACGUGAUAACCUUAAAGAAUUGUGGGUUACAUAUCAUAUGUUGCUUUUUGCUGGCGGCAUAUAUGGAAAUUGGAAGGAAACAAAAUUCAAAAGAUCUCUAUACAAUUAUUAUUUGAAAUAUGUUGUGUUCAAAAAUUAUCGUCCUGUAAUCUUUACAAGAGAUGAACAUGAUGAGACAUACAACUAUUCCAUAAUAAAAUUAACUUUGUCAUUCAACGAACAAUUUAUGUUGGCUAAUAUGCCACACGCUAACGAAGAUGAUGGCGUUUGUGAUCAUCACGAUCACGAAAUCACUACUAAUACAGUGAUAAAUGUUCUUGCCGCUCGUAUUGGGACCAGUAAAACAUUUGGCGAGAAUGUCAUUUUUAUGCUUAAUCGUUGUGUUGAGCCACACGUUCAAAUGCUCACUCUGAAAUUACUUUAUCAGAUUUUCAUUACACCAGCAACUUACGAAUAUUUUUACACCAAUGAUCUGAUGGUACUUGUUGAUGUUAUUAUAAGAGAAUUAUAUAAUUUACCGGAAGAGAGUGAAGCGCUACGACAAACUUAUCUUCGAGUAUUGUACCCUUUAUUAAAAAAUACACAAUUGUUUAGAUUGAGAUACAAGCAACAUCAAAUAUAUAGCCUACUUAUUGAUUUGAUUGGUACAACUGAAAGUAAUUAUAUAAAAAUUUCAUCUACAACAACACAAAGAUUAGCUCAAAGAUGUUUGCAAGUAGAAUAUUUAAGCGGAAUUGUUGCAAUGUCAACUCUAUCUCAAUCUUCUUCACCGAUGGAUACAGCAAACUUAACGGAUAAAAUCAUUGAGAAUAAUAACAAUGUUAACAGCAGUCGAUCUGCAACCGGAAAUGAAGGCGCUGUUGCUGCGGGUGUAGUAAAUCGAGGAGUUAUCGUUGGUGGUGCUUAA